UUCAAAGUGCUUACAAUGCAUGCUGGGAAAUUAAACCAAAAAAAUUGCGGAAUGAAAACAAUGUUUCGCAUCAAAGAGCAUGAAAAUUAGGCGUGAACUUAGACCUUUUACCUUUUUACUUGUAUAAAAUAUGUCAGAAGAUGUAGAUGUUGAUCUGAGGGAACAAACAUUCCACAAUGCAGUUCGAGAGGUUAUUAUUUUCCUGUUGUUAUUUAUUCUGUUGUAUGUGAGUUCAUAUGUGGUCCUGUGUUAUUUUAAGAGAAAAACAGACAACGAUGAGAUGUAUGCAGGGGAGGAAGAUGCAAUAGUAUUUAGAAUUUCGUUAUGGCUGUGUACUUUUACCUUGGCAGUAUCAGCAGGUGCUGUGUUACUUCUACCGAUCUCUAUCGUAUCCAAUGAAGUCUUACUUCUCUAUCCUAAAAGUUAUUACGUUAAGUGGUUGAACAGUUCACUUAUACAUGGACUAUGGAAUCAUGUGUUUCUUUUUUCCAAUCUGACAUUAUUCAUCUUCAUGCCAUUUGGUUACUUGUUCACAGAAUCAGAAGGUUUUGUAGGGUCUCGGAAGGGACUUUUAGGGAGAGUGUAUGAAACCAUCAUAAUUUUAUGUUUGUUGACAAUAGUUGUCAUUGGACUUGCAUGGGUAGCAACUGCCAUGUUUAAUGAAGAUGAUCAUAGCAAAGAAACAUUGUUUGAUGUUUGGAACAUAUAUUUACCAUAUUUGUAUUCAUUCAUAUCAUUUCUUGGUGUCAUUGUUUUGUUGUUAUGUACACCAAAUGGUUUUGCCAUACUUUUUACUGUGAUAGGACAAUUGGUUGUUAAACCUCAGUUUUUACGAGAUAUAGAGGACGAUUUAUAUGCAGUGCAAUUACAAGAAGAAGAUAUACGCAGAAGAAUCAACCUGGGAAACCAUAUGCAUGAUAUACUUUAUGUAAGGAAUACAUUUUCUGCUCGCAUGAAAAGAAGGUCAACUCUUAAUGAUUUUGAUGUUCCUGGGAAGAUUGCCAAUGGACAUACUAGCCCAGACUUACUACAGCAACAGUUACUUGAUGUUCAGAAUACUAUCUCUGUUUUAGAGAAGAAAAAGAAAGUAUCACCUUGGAGAAGAAACCUGGGUUAUCCUUUAGUUAUGUUGUUGUUAUUAGUUUUAACAGUAUUAUGUUUACUUAUGGUUGCCCACAACUUUUUUGAAUUGUUAGUUGGUAUAAAAGCAUUACCUGUCGGUGCUAAGGAAACAGUUGUAUUGGGGAUCUCCUCUCUGUCCACAUUAGGGUCAGUUGGAGCUACCUUAGAAAUUGUUUUAAUUUUGUAUGUUAUGUGUGCGUCUGUGGUAGGAUUUUAUAGCUUGCCAUUCUUCAAAAGAUUACGUCCAGUCCCACAUGAUACGUCCAUGGUCAAAAUCAUAGGAAACUGUGUUGUGUUGCUCAUACUCAGUUCAGCAUUACCAAUUCUCUCUAGAAUGUUAGGUCUAACAAAUUUUAAUUUGAUAGGUAACUUUGGCAGUAUGGAGUGGCUUGGUAACUUGUAUAUCAUUUUAGCUUGUGAUGCUCUGUUUGCUGCACUAACAACAUUAUGUUUGACUGACAAAUUCACAGUAAAAGUGCGUACAGAAAUUUAUAACCGGUUUCUAAUGUUAUUCCAACGUGAUAGUAGGAGAACAUGGUCAUUUAGUUCAUACAUCAAUACAGGAAUGAAAGAUGAAUAAAUGUGAUGCAGGUUGUGUUUGUUUAUUUUAAGUUUUUAAUAUGUUGGUUUGUAACAUUUUUAUAAUUUAAAAAAAAAAAUGGUCUGAUUCCAAUUAAAACACAUUACUUCAGAAUUUGACAAGCAGUUCCAUGUUGAAAAAAAAUGUUUAUGUAAUUUAAAAGUAUCCAUAAAUUUCAACAUCUAAAAAAAAAAAAAAUCCAUUUUGGGCAUGCUGUUUUGUUGAGUUGUAUCAAUGGAGCUUGUCCGAUUUGUCUUUUAUACAUUCAUGGUUUUUAACAUAGAAAAGUGAGGUUGAAUAAUAUUACAAAAUACUUAGCAAAAAUGAUUUUUUUUAAAGAAUAAUUUUAUUUAAGUUUAUUUUCUUAAAAAGGAUUGCCUCAGGCCGAAUAAAAUUAGUAUAUGUGGUUCCAGAUACAUCUAUAAAAACUUAGGAUAGGUAGCUAUAGAUUUUUUUUUUAUUAUGUUUAUUUUUUUACAUUGAGUCCAUGGGAGCAACAUUCUGACUAACAGUGCUUAAUGAAAAAAAACAUCUUUAGGGUAGGCUAUUUUUAAGACUUAAAAGUAGGGUAGGUAGGGUAAAUGGAACCACACAUAUAUUUUUAUUUGGCCUUACAUUUCUGCAGUAUCUGAAUAAGAAGUCUAUAGCUUAUUUAUUUUAUGUAACAGGUAAAGUUUCAAAUUAAGUGAGGUAACUAGAAAUAGUGUAAUCAUUUAUUCUGACAUCAUUGUAUAUGAAAAAGCAUUUGCAUUUCACAGACUUUACAAUCAUAUUGUGUGCAACCAAUCAUUCACUACGCAUUUUGAAAAUUCAUAAUUAACAAAAUCCUACAAAAUAACAGUUUAAAACUGUUCAGAUAUAGUGCUAAUGUAUUUAAAAUGGUAUAGACGUUUUUAAGUUUUUGAGGGUCAGUAUUUUUGUUUCAAUAAAUCCAUUACCGUGUAUUGUGUUACAUGUUUAUGUGUAUUGUACUUAUAAAUGUAUUGUUAGAUGAUGUUUUUAUGAAAAUUCACCCAAAGUUUGAAGAAGGAAGAAAAAGGAUAAUUUAUUUUUAAUAUUUCAAAGCUGAAAACCAACAUACAGUAUGGAAGAUAAAAAAUCGGAAAUUAAUUUGAAAAUUAUUUAUUUCUGUUGUAAAAAUACAUUGAAUCUAGAUAGACUAUAAAACAAUUAUAAAAAAAAAGUUAAGAUAGGUUUCUUUAUUUAUAUUCAUGUUACAUUUUAUACAUCAAUUUGGUUGUUAGUCAUGUAUGAAAUUAUUUACUAAUACUUAGGGAGUUUAUUUAAACAUUCCAUGUGUGUUAAUUUUAAUUUUGAAGUUGUUUUUAAUAAGGAAUAUUGGUGGAUGCACAACGAACAAUGGUUAUAUUGGUUAAUUUUUAAUACAUUAAACUUUUAAACUCAUAAAAAAGAAGCCUGAUUUUUUAUUAAGUUCAUUUUACUGAAAAUUAUGAUUUGGGACCAUGAAAGAAACAUAUUAAUAUUUUGUCUAUUUUUAAAUCAAAUUGACAGCUUAUUUUUGUCACUAAUUUUUUCAUUCAAAAUCAGUUUCAAGAAGUUAUCCUUAAAAUCCCUCGACAAAAAAUUUAAAGAUUUCCUAGGUAUUUAUCAAAAUGUUUAUUACCGGUAUAUUGUAUUAUCAGACUCAUAAACGUAAUAUUUUCCCUCUAUGAUGUAAUUUGUCAAUCCUUGUGUGUCCAUUGGUUGCUAGGUCCCAUAGUUUAUGUAAUUGUAUACAAUUAUAUGUCAAAUUUGUCCAGGUACUGUAGAAUAUCUUUGAAUGCUAUUUGUACUGUAAGACAAUCUUGAUCUGUAUAGGGUGUCCUGUGACCGUGUCCAUGGUGUAGAUUUAGCUUGUUUAACAAGAAAGUUGUAUGAAUUAGGAAUGUUAAUUUUAUUUUUAAUCAAACAUAUGCUUAUAUUAUUUAUGAUUUUAUUUAAACUGUACAAUAUGUAAUAUGCAUUCUUUUUAUGACAAUACUGACUUGUUCAGAUUUUAUGCAUUCCAUGGGAACCUUAACAAUAACAUUGAUAGAUUUGAAGAAAAAAAAUAUUGAUCAAAGCAAGACAUCAAUCCGAAAUGUUUAAUUUAUGUAUAAUUGAAUGGACCAUCAAGUUUAUAAGAAUAAAGGACACUAAAUAAUUCAUUUUUAAUAAGAAUUUACAAGUAGAUUUUAGUUUUUAAGUUAUGUGGAAACUGGGAGUAGUGCUGAAAUGGUUUGAUGCUUUCUUGCCUUGCUUAAUUGAUCACUUGUUUCAAUGUUAAUAAUAGUUUGUUCCUAUAUAACCAAAGAUUGUUUCUGUUAUGAUGAAUUUAGCUGUUUCCUUCAUUGUGAAGUAGAUUACCUGCAAACAAAGACAAAUUCUAGUCAGUCUGAUGCAAUUUAUAUAACCAAAUUUAAUCUCCCUUGUUUUUGUAAACGAAAAAUACAAGAGGAAUGUGAUUUUUAUGCUGUGUCACAGAGAAGGGGGCAAUACAUUUUACCCUUGUACAUACUAAAAUUGGUUUCUGUUCUCUUACUAAGUUUGCCUCAACCAAAUUGUAUUAAUCUUAUACACAAUGCUUAUUACUGCAAUACUCAGAUCAAGUAUGGAUUUGGGUAGCGUAACUAGAGUUCUAGAGUUAUGUCCCUUUAUGUUAGUUUCUAUCAGGGGCAUUAUCUGUGUCCCAUGGACAUGUUCCCCAUUCAUUUAUUAUUAUUAAAGGGGCAUACAAUUUACAUAAAAAAAAUAUGAUUCAAACUUUAAUAAAGUCAGAACUAUGAAUAAAUAUGUCACUAUUAGCAGUCAGAAUUACUUCAAAAUAAACAUUGCUGAUGUGUUAUUGACUUGCAAGUCAACCUCAUAGUAAUGGUUGGUCAAUGGUGUCUUGUCUUAUAUACAACUAAAAUGCUGAUGCAUUAUAGUGAGUUCAUGCACUGUACAUUGUUUCUUUUGGACUUUUAAAAUAAGAAUAUAAGUUUCAGUAUGUGCUGUCAACAAACUUGAGUAAAAUAGGUGAAUUUUUGUUUAUAGCUACGACUCCUGUACGGCCUUGAUACAAGUAAUUUUGUUAAGCAGCAAAUUAAAUUGAUUAAAUGAAUCUCAAAAGUUGAUGAAGAGCUCAAAGAUAUACAGAUAUAAUGCUCACUUGUGUAUGGUUUUUUCUUGAAAGUAUUUUAAGCUUAAUAACAGUAUUUUUAACUGAUUAUAGAAAUUAUUAUUGAAAUGUAUUCUAGAAUUAAUUAGAACAAAAUAAAAUGACUAACAUUGCUAGUAGGUUUGGCUCUCUUACCUCUAAAUUGAGAUAAAGCUCAAGUAUAAUAGGGUUAUUGUUUAUCAUAGUUAUUGACAGAUAGAUAAAACCACUACAUGUAUUUUAAAUCAAAUAUGUUUUUAUAUAAUAAUAUUUGAUCAAAAUAUUGAUCAAAACUUAGUUUUUGCAAGUUGUCGAUAUAAUUGAUAAUUUCUUAUUUUUGUAAACAUACAUUUUCGACUUAUGGGACCAUAUCUUUAUUGUUGUUCAAAACAAUAAAUAUAAGAUUGAACAUAAAAUCAAAGAAAAUCUUGUGAUAUUCUGGUGUCUAUAAGAACUAUAAUGUUUGAUAUGAAUAGAUGAAGAUGUUAGGUAUUCAGCAAUAUGACCGCAUCUCAGAAACAUAAAAACCAUAUAAGUAAAUUGUAUUUAUGCUAACUGAUAUGCUUUGUCAUUGUUGACAUCAGCUGGUAUACUUGUGUGACCGCUUCAAGUAGAAAAGUCGUGGAAAUAUAAAUCAAUGCCAAUUUGCCAAAGUUUAUUUUCCCUUUUAUGAAAGCAUCUGACAGCAAAAUUAAAACAAUCACAAAAUUAAACAUCUGCAAAAUUAAAAAAAUCUCAAAACUAAACAUUGUAAAAUUUUUAUUAAAAACACCAACCUAAACAUCUGCAAAAUUUGAAAAAUCACAAAACUAAACAUCUGCAAAAUUUAAAAAAUCACAAAACUAAACAUCUGCAAACUGGGUAAAAAAACAAAUGGCCACUAUAAUAAUGUUGGUUUACUGUGCCCAAAGUAUGCUGAUGAAACAAUGUUAAACUGAGUAUUGAUUUUUAUAUUUACAACCUCAGGUUUACAGCAAUUACAUUGUAAAUUAUGGAUUAGAUUGCUGAAUUAACCGAUUGUUUUCAAUAUCAGAUUUUAUUGCAUGAAGUAAAACUCUAUUAACAUGAUUGUAUAUUUUUGUGCACAUUAAUUGUACUUACCUAAAAUUAAUCCGUCUAAUUAUAAAAUGCAACAAACAUUUUGCAAAAGCAAUGCAAAGACAUUAUAACAUUGUAAGUACCAUGAACAAGUCUUUUUAUUUAUCAUUUUUAUAUGCUUUUAAACAUUUAAUUUAAUAACAAGUUAUGACAAUACCUUCAUUUUAAAGGGUAAUAAUUGAUAUACAUCCAAAUGUCAAAAUCUAUUGGUUAAUAAAUAAGAUAUAUUUGCCAGAAUUUUCAUACUAUGAAAAUUAACUAAAUUAUUAUACAUUUUUGUUUUAGCCUGCAACAUUUAUGUGAAGAUAUUUCAACAUUGGGGUUCAGUCUGGGGUAAAAUCUUUUUAAAUGCCAACAAUAUAAAAAAGAAGAUGUGGUAUGAUUGCCAAUGAGACAACUAUCCACAAAAGACCAACAUGUACCGCAGAUACAAAAACAGGGAAAACAAAUUUUGAUUAUAUUCAACCAAAAAUAAGUCUUAAUUAGAACAGGCAAGUGUAUAAAAGAAGAAAUUUGUUUCAGUUGGUCAGUAAUUUAUAGAAAAAUUCAAUUAUUUUACACAGUUGGUGAAGACUUUUUGUAAGUUUGACAUAGUCUUAAAAGUACCAUGUAAAUGAAUGAGUGCAUUGCACACAUUCCUUAACAUAUGUCCCUUGUAUGUGAACAAAGAUAUACAUGUAUCCCAUUAUAAUCACAACCAAUGUCAUUAAUAAAUGCUCAUUUAUUUUAUUUAUUCUGUGCAAUUAGUAUAUAAAGUUAUUAUUUUACUAAAUGUAUUUGUAUUGUUUAAUUGUUAUUUAGCAAUAUAGAAUUAAAAAUAUACAUAAAAAUUAAUAAAAAAUAUAGUAAAAUUA
Mytilus trossulus (common blue mussel) is the source of this 6772-nucleotide messenger RNA. RefSeq names its product limb region 1 protein homolog. Gene Ontology annotation, cellular component: plasma membrane. Lineage: Eukaryota; Metazoa; Mollusca; Bivalvia; Mytilida; Mytilidae. Gene Ontology annotation, biological process: signal transduction. Bases 131 to 1702 code for a protein of 523 amino acids. Gene Ontology annotation, molecular function: transmembrane signaling receptor activity. The record is from RefSeq and is a predicted model, not a curated record. The transcript has 16 exons.